Molecule: messenger RNA, 3858 nt
Organism: Pteronotus mesoamericanus
Lineage: Eukaryota; Metazoa; Chordata; Mammalia; Chiroptera; Mormoopidae
Gene: USP40
Product: ubiquitin specific peptidase 40
Exons: 32
Coding region: 118-3819 (1233 amino acids)
Biological process (GO): protein deubiquitination
Cellular component (GO): cytosol; nucleus
Molecular function (GO): cysteine-type deubiquitinase activity
Source: RefSeq, a predicted model, not a curated record
CUCUCGGGGGCUGCGGGAGACACGCCUGCGCCCAGUUGGUGGUGGCGCUUAUGUGGGGGGCGUCCGUCCGCUUCGAGUUUUGGCCGGGGCGGGGGUCUGGGCUUUAGGCAUUUCGCAAUGUUUGGGAACCUAUUUGAAGAGGAUCAUUCCAGUGUAUCAAAUAAUCGGUAUGGAAAAGGGAAGAAAUUAAAGGCCGAAGCUGGGGAGCCGCCUGCUCCUCGGGCGUUCACCAAUUUAAGCGGAAUCAGGAAUCAGGGCGGAACCUGUUACCUCAAUUCUCUCCUUCAGACUCUCCAUUUCACGCCUGAGUUCCGAGAAGCUUUAUUUUCUCUUGGCCCAGAGGAGCUUGGUUCUCUAGAGGAAAAGGAUAAUCCUGAUGCAAAGGUUCGGAUCAUACCGCUACAGCUGCAGCGGCUGUUUGCUCAGCUCCUGCUCCUGGACCAGGACGCUGCCUCCACGGCAGACCUCACGGACAGCUUCGGGUGGACCCGCAACGAGGAAAUGAGGCAACAUGAUGUGCAGGAACUGAAUCGAAUUCUCUUUAGUGCUUUGGAAACUUCUUUAGUCGGGACCUCCGGCCAUGACCUCAUCAAUCGCCUCUAUCAUGGAACCAUUGUUAACCAGAUUGUUUGUAAAGAAUGUAAGAAUGUCAGUGAAAAGCAGGAAGACUUCUUAGAUCUAACAGUAGCGGUCAAAAACAUGUCAGGUUUGGAAGAGGCACUCUGGAACAUGUAUGUAGAAGAGGAGGUUUUUGACUCCGACAACUUGUACCGCUGCGGCACUUGUGACAGGCCGGUGAAGGCAGCAAAGUCGGCCAAAUUGCAUAAGCUGCCUCCCUUUCUUACUGUCUCAUUACUAAGAUUUAAUUUUGAUUUUGUGAAGUGUGAACGAUACAAGGAAAUUAGCCGUUAUACAUUCCCUCUCCGGAUCAAUCUCAAGCCUUUUUGUGAACAGAGUAAACUGGAUGACUUGGAAUAUAUGUAUGACCUCUUCUCAGUCAUUAUACACAAAGGUGGUUGCUAUGGAGGACAUUACCAUGUGUAUAUUAAAGAUGUCGAUCAUUUGGGAAAUUGGCAAUUUCAAAAGGAAAAAAAACCAGGUAUGAAUUUGAAAGAUCUUCAGAAUGAAGAAGAGAUUGAUGAUCCACUGAUGAUUCUAAAAGCAGUCUUAUCACAGGAGGAGGAUAAUCUAAUUCCUGUUGAUCAGCUUGGCCAGAAACUUUUGAAAAAGAUAGGAAUAUCUUGGAACAAGAUGUACAGAAAACAGUAUGGACCACUGCGAAAGUUCUUAAAGCUGCAUUCUCAGGUAUUUCUACUCAGUUCAGAUGGAAGUACAGUUAGUCUAUUGAAGAACUGUUCUCUGGAGGCUGAGUCUGAUUUCCAAAGGAAGGACCAACAAAUUUUCAAGACACUUACUUCAGAAUCUGCAGGAUUAAGUGAUAGAAACUCUUCUCCGCACUGGUUCGACAUAAAUGAUUCCAAGGUCCAGCCCAUUGAGGAAAAAGAUAUUGAACAGCAAUUUCAGGGCAAAGAGAGUGCCUACAUGCUGUUUUAUCGGAAAUCCCAGUUGCAGAGACCUGCUGAAGCUCGAGCUAAUCCCAGAUACAAGGUUCCGCGUCAUUUACUGAAUGAGAUGGAUGCAGCCAACACUGAACUUCAAACAAAAAGGGCAGAAUGUGAUUCUACGAACAAUAAUUUGGAAUUACAUCUCCACCUGGGCUCUCAUUAUCAUUUCUUCAAUGGGGCCCUGCACCCAGUAGGCUCUCAGACAGAAAGCGCGCGGGAUUUAUGCUUUGAUAAAAGGAGAACUUUAGGAGAUCUUCGACAAUCAAUAUUUCAGCUGUUAGAAUCUUGGGAAGGAGACAUGGUUCUUAGUGUGGCCAAGUUUCUACCAGCAGGACUUCACGUCUAUGAGACACUUGACGGAGAUGACCUGACCCUGUGUGAGCUGGGAGUCGCUGACGAGGAAGACAUCUUUGUGUGGAAUGGAGUGGAGGUUGGCGGAAUCCAGAUCCCAACUGGCAGUGACUGUGAACCUCUGCUUUUGAAUGUUCUGCAUCUAGCAACAAGCAGUGAAGGGUGUCGUCAGUUGACAGAGUCUCCGCAUGUCUUUCCAGCUAACGCAGAAGUAGGCAGUGUAUUCACAGCCUUAGCAAUUCCGGUCGGUGCCGUCUUCACCAACAAGCCUGAGCCCGCCGGCGCGGAGCGCUGGGCCGCCAUUCCCGAGGAGGACACAGGGAAGACGUUCAGAGAGCAGGGUCUCGGAAACGGGAGUUCAGUUUUGAUUCAGGAUUCCAGUAAUGAGAGUAACAGUUUGUUGACCAAACAAGGGAAAUGGAUCACUAGUGUAAAUGAGGUCGACUGGGUCCAAGUUAAAAAUUUAUGUCAAUUAGAACCUGAAGAGGAGCAAGUUACAAUAUCGGCAACUGUUAACACAGUGGUGUUUGAUACUCGAAUUAAAGCCAUAAAGGAAUUAAAAUUAAUGAAGGAACUAGCUGACAACAGCUGUUUGAGACCUAUUGACAGAAAUGGGAAGCUUCUUUGUCCAGUGCCAGACAGCUACACCUGGAAGGAGGCGGACCUGCAGACGGGAAGCUUGCUGGGGCUCUGUCCUGGGAGAGCGCCGGCUUCCUCUCAGUUGUUCCUGUUUUUCGCCGUGGGCAGUGACUUUCAGCCUGGGACAGAGAUGGAAGUCAUCGUAGAAGAAACAGUAUCAGUGCGAGACUGUUUAAAGACAAUGCUGGAGAAACUUGGCCUUGCAGGGGACACAUGGCACUUACGGAAAAUGGAUUGGUGCUAUGAAGCUGGGGAGCCUUUAUGUGAGGAAGAUGCAACACUGAAAGAGCUUAUGAUACGUUCUGGAGACACUUUGCUUUUAGUCGAAGGAAAACUUCUUCCUCCGGGUUUCCUGAAGGUGCCCAUGUGGUGGUACCCGCCUCGGGGGCCCGCGGCUCCGGGGAAGAGCCAUCAGGACUGGACGAGCUGCACCCCUUCUCCGCGUGGAGCCUGGAGAGCUGCUGCCGCCCCAGGAGCUCCUGGUGAUGGGCCAGCGGACGCUUCCCUCCGCUACCUGGGAGACGUGGAAAUCUCGGAAGACGCCACCUUGGCGGAGCUCAAGGCUCAGGCCAUGACCCUGCCCUCGCUGUCGGGGCUCUUCAUCCCGUGCCCGGCCUUCCUCAGAGCCUGGACGGUGGACAGCCAGCGCCCCGGCAGGCUCCUGCGCGACAGCCGGCAGCAGCUCAGGGAACAUAAACUGGGAAGGAGAGCCGAGAUCUGCUUAGAGCCCCUGCCGGAAGAAGAAUUCUUAGGCCCCCGGGACAUGCUGCUGAGGACGCGGAUGCGCCUCCCUGGCGAGCGGGCAUACGCCCCGCCCGUGGACAUGGUGUGGGACGCCUCCCGGGGCACGGCCAGCUCCUUGCGGCAGCGCGUGGCUGAUUUCUAUUCCCUUCCUGUGGAGAAAAUCGAAAUUGCCAAAUACUUUCCAGACAAGUUUGAGUGGCUCCCAGUAUCCAGCUGGAAUCAGCAAAUAACCAAGAGGAAAAAGAAGAAAAAGCAAGAUAAUUUGCAGGGGCCGCCUUAUUACCUGAAGGAUGGAGACACUAUUGGUAUCAAGAAUCUCCUGGUUGAAGAUGACGACGAUUUCGGAACAGUCAGAGAUGACGCUGGAAAAGAAAGCCAGACACAGCUCUCUCUGGGGACAAGGACAAGACAGGAGCCCCUUCGUGUGCAGAGCAGCAACGUUUCCUCCAGUGCAGAGACACCGGACCGGCCCCACAGACCAGAAGCCUCUCUCUCCAUCCACGUCGGGAGCUUCAGAUAGCGCCAGCCCCCGCCGAGGUCCCCACGGGCACAGCACCUC